AUGGAAGAUGAUGAUAGAAUAAAUCUACAGGAACCAUUAAAUCAUGACGAUGAAGCACAGAACAAUCAAGAUAUCCCUAAGGGGGUGGAAAAUACCGAAUCGAAUAGUGAGACAGCAAAAAAUAGUGCCAAUGAUUUGAGUGAUGACAAUAAUGAUAACAAUGAAGAUAACAACAUAAAUAAACCCAAUGAGUCGACCAUUACAGAUUCAAGGAAACGUCCUUUCAGUCCUGAUUCAAUUCAUUAUGAAACUAUCAAGAAGCGAAUCCCACCAUCCCAGAUGGAGAAAUUCUGGGAUUAUCUAGAUUCUGCAACUAUCUCAUCAUUGACUAAAAUCAUGGAUAUCGGAAUAGUGAAGUCGUUGGAAAGAUUGUCUAAUGCCAACAAAUCUAAAGUUGCAGAGAAAUAUUUACUCAAAUCAUGGGUCCUGGAUGAUCCAAGAUCUUUCAUAACAAGGUUGAAUUCUACAACAUUACCAAAAUCACAUUCCAUGCAUUCAACCAGUUACAAAAAUGACGAGAAUCUAGAUAUUUUGAAUUAUGAUCAUUUGAAUCAUCGAAAGAAAUGGCUUGAAACAUACUUAUCAGCUGAAAUCAAACAACUAGAGGAAUUGAAGAAGUAUCAUGAACGAUUGAAUGACAAUUUUCAAGCAGAUAAAAACUAUUUGAAAGAUUUGGAGAAGACUAUUGAUGUAAAUAAGUCCAAAAUGUCAAAAGAAAGGUCAAAAAGAGAAGUAUUCACUCAUGUUAGAGUAAACAAACACGAGAAGGUUAAUGUUAUGGAAGAUAGUCGAUUUCAAUUUGAAGAAAACGAUGAAUUCUCCUCGACUUUGACCGACUUGAACAACAACUUAACCGACUUACAGAAAAGAUCACAAAAUCUCCAUAAACUUAAUGAUACUUUGACAUCGUUUUUAAACAAUGUUGACUAUAAUGAAGAUAUAUAG
Yamadazyma jaroonii is the source of this 945-nucleotide messenger RNA. Lineage: Eukaryota; Fungi; Ascomycota; Pichiomycetes; Serinales; Debaryomycetaceae. The record is from the annotation of a GenBank genome assembly.